AUAUUAUAAAUCAAAUUAAAUUUUGUAAUUAUAAAAGUGUGGUGCCACAAAGAAAAAUAAUAGUGAAUGCUUAAUAGGCAAGUCAGAAAUAUCAGAAGGCUAAAGUCCAAUCCAGCCGACAAUGGAUCCUCCCUCCUACAUCCACCACCACCACCACCACCACAACCACAACCACCACGCCAACCACCCCAGGUACGUCCCUUUCUCUCCAACUGCUCCUCUUCACCCUCAUCGCCCUCCCCCUCAGCCUCUACCUCCCUAUCAACAGAGUCCUACCGACCUCCACCCUUCCCGCCACCACCUUCCUCCACAAAUUCGGCCUCCUCCUCCUCCUCCUCCUCUACCCCAACAAAAUCAACAGCAAACUUACCAACCUCUUCCUGCCCCACCCCCUCCUCUUCCGCGACAGCAGUAUUCUAAUCAUCCGCCUUACAACCCUCAUCAUCCUCAAUACUCUUCCAGUUCCAAUUUCAAUUCUAACCCUAAGCCUACCCAUGUUUCCCACCAAUUCCACGAUGUCCCUCAACGGCGUCUACCCGAAUUCGAUACCCGCCCUGAUUACUGGCCUGAAAAUCGGGUACCGAGGCCCCAUCCGGUUUCCAAUUUGGAUCGGGAGGCCCUUUAUCAUCAGUUUGAUCGGAGACCCGCCUCUCCUGUUAUUGAUAGGUUUAUGCAUGAUUUAGUGGGAACUUCUAGGUUUAGAGAUCUAGAGCUGAAUCAGAGAGAAAGAGAGGGUAGGGUUCACAAUGAUCGGUGGAUUUCUGAUAGAUCUUCUAGGGAUUUUGGGAUUGUUUCAAUUGGAUUUGAAUCCAAUUCGAAUAAUUCAAGAUUUGAUCAUGAGGCUACUGAAAAUAUUAGAUGGGGAUCGCGUUUGCGUGAGCCGUUGAUUGAAAGUGGAAAUGAUGAGAUAAAUGAAAGAGAUGAGAUGAGAGUUUUUUCGAGAAAAAAUGAUUAUUGUGAUCCAGAAGCAGAGAGGUUUAGUGAUAAGGGAAGUGGUAGAGAGGGUAACCAUGAAUUUAAUCGCACUCCACGGAAGCAAAUACAGAAGAAGAGUGCUUUUCUUAGGAUUCAGAAGGUGAAACCGAGUCAUAGGAGUAGGGAAGAUGAGAGAUCACAUUACUUGGGUUAUCAUAAUGAGGGGAAAACUGGUACUUUUAGAGGAAAAGAUUCGGUCUUACAGUCGGAUCAUGGGAUGGAUGAAAAAAAGAGAGAAGGUACCCCUGUAGAGCUUGAUGUGUCUUUCAAAUCAAAUUCUUUGGUGGCAAAGGCAAUUGUGACUUCUAGUCCUGCUCCAAAUUUCGAUUCGAAUUUGAUGCCUAGGAACACCAAAAUUAGGAAACUUACAACAUUUGAUAUUGUUAGUUCGAGUGCUCAACCUAAUAAGGGCAGUGAGAGUACUGCAAAAUUAGGUGGUUCCACUUCUGCUGUAAAGAGUGGUUCUGGGUCUGUGGACUCUAAGCAGUCUGAGGGAAAAAUCAAAUCUUCUGAUACUGGUAAAGCUCAGGAUGGCAUUAGAAAGCCUUGCUCAAAAGGAACCAAGGUUUUCCUUAGAAAGGGCAAGGUCAAAAAGUCUCCUAAGGUUACUGUAACUGAAGAUGCUCCCAAUUCUGACAAGAAACUGAGACCAUUAGAGGGGAAAGGUAUUAUUCCUUGUAUUGGUAGUAAGGGAGAUGGUGGUGUGGAAACUAGUUCUAGCAGUGUCAACAUUUCGGUUGGAGAGAAUAAAGUGGGAGGGACUGUUAAGAGCACUGUUUCAGAUAAAACCACUGCUACUGUUGGUAAAUCAUCCUCCCUCAAGGCUAACAAGAAGAAAAUAAUUGUGAGGAAAGUGGUGAAAAAGGUUGUUAGUUCUCCGUCGAAUCUGGGAAAUUCUGAAUUAGCAAAGAAGGGUGAUCAACUUGUUAAGACAGAUAUCUCUAUUCAACGCGCAUCUGCUAUCCCUGUGGCUGAAAAAUGUGUUUUGCCUCUAAAAAUGAAAGUUGCUUCUGCCUCUGGGGAUUCAGUGCAGGGUGUUGAUUCAGAGUGUUCUCCUCAGGAAUCAGCUCUGAUUCUUGAAGAUGACAAAGUGAAUGAAGCGUCAAAAGGCACAGGCUCAAAGAAGGUUUCCACUGAUGUUGAUCCUGGUAGUUCAGUUUCACCUAAGAUUAAGAGAAAGAGAAACAUCUCAACUGUUGCUUUGAAUUCUUCAAGUCAGGGAGAGACCAAUGUCGAUCAGGGUUCUACUAAUGCUGGUAAUUCUGUCCCUGGUCUGCAUAUCAUUUCAAAUAUCAAGGUGGAUCAUACUGAAAAACCAAAUGAGACUAUUACAUCUGGCAGUUUUGGUGUUGAGGAUCUAAACACACGGUUUUACCAUAAUGAAAAUAACAUUAAUUAUGGUUUGUCAAGAUCAGAGGACAUCAAAGCUCAUGGGGGUAUUGUAGAUAUAGGUAGUUCUUCUGUUGCAAUGCCUAUCUCCACAGGUUUUGACUGUGGUUCAUCUAGCUCUCUGGAGAAAAAUAUUGUUUGUGACAUUGGCGAUGCCAAUUCCGGUAGCAGGCAUGUUUGUACAACUCCUUCCAGUCCAGUAGUUGAGGAUCGUGCUAAUGGGGGAUUACCUGAAGCUAAUUGUUCAGUAGGAAGUGAUAAAAUGCCCCUUCUGCCAUGUAUGGAGGAAACUUAUGUUAGUAGUGGUUCCAUUUAUGGAGAUUGCUUCAACCAUGACAAAAGUACAACCAGCACUCCUGAUAUUGUUUAUGUUAAUACAGGGGAGAGGAACCAUGAGAUAGGCCAUGAUUUAGUGCUAUCUCUCGGGUUUUCUGGCACAGGAAUCCCCAAUGCUGUGGAAUCAGUAGAAUGCAGAGAUAAAUAUGCAGCUAACAUCCAUAAACGAAAAGUUGGCAUUAGUGAACUAGAUUUGUCAAGCUCAGCACUUGCAAGCAUUUCUGUAGGAUCUGCAGAUGUGCUUACCUCUGCAAAUUGUGUGGACAGUACCAUAUGUGCAUCUGAAAUAGAUUUGAAUCCUGCUGAACCUAUGGUUGGUGCUAUUGGGUUGCUUGAUGUUGGUUUACGGCAUUCUAGAGAUAAAGAUAGUAUUUUGCAGGGGAGCAGUUCAAAUAAUACCUUUCCAGAGAUUGGUGGUAGUGCAGAUGGAAAGUCUCCUGAGAAGAAAAAGAGAAAAAUCUCUACCUCCAGUUCUAGUUUGACAUCACCUGUAAUCAGAAAGAGUGUUGUAGUUUCUGAUAUCUUUAAAUCUGCUGCACAAAUACCUUCUAACUUUACUGAUGAUCUACUGCAAUUGGAACCAGAAGUUAAAGUAUCUAGUACUGUUAAAGUAUCUAGUACAGACGAUCUUCAUGCAGAGGGGAUUGAUUUGUUGCAUGUAAAUGGUUCAGCAGCUGGACCUUCUGAGGAUGUUGGAUCUUUUAGUGAUGCCUGCAGGGGCAAUCCCCCAAAGAUUGAUCCUUCAGCUUUUGCUGAGUCAGUUGCUCCAAGUUCCCCAUGCCUUCAUCCAUUAGAGUUGGGAGGUGAGCAGUUUUCAACUGGAACACCAGUUUCUGCUAUAAGUAACCAUCAAAGUGAUGCUAUGGAUAUUGAAGGUGAUGACAGGGGGAAAGUGCUUGUUGAUACUUCAGAAGAGCGAAAUAUCAUUUCUAGUGAAGUAACUCAAUGCAGAAUUAUUCCAGAACAUGUGUCUUUCGGCUUGGAUAAAAGGUUAAAUGGAAUAGAUGCAGAUGAUGACAAUCAUCUUCCUCUGAAGGAUGAUUUACCUUCCACCUCAAACUCUUUGAUUUCUGUUGUUGAUGCUAAUGAAGUGUCUGCAACCAACUCCAAUGAUGAAGCUAUGCCUGCACCUGAUAUACUUUGUGAUGUCGGUUCUCUCAGUAAUCUAGUUUUAAGCACAUCAACUUGCAAAGGACAUCUUUUUAAUUCAGAAGAGAAGACUUAUGACAAUGAAACACUUUCAUAUGAUGAGCCUGUAAUUGAAGGUUCUUGCAACUCAUCUGCCCAUGUGUCAGAUCCACAGCAUAGCAAAACUAUUUUGAAGUCAAAUGAUGUAAUUCAAACCAAUCAAUCAAGUGCUGGGAAGGCAGGUUUGUUGCCAUCGUAUGAUUCUGAAAGUACCAUUUCCCUCAAUUUCCUUAGUGGAGAAACACAGGGGAGGAAACCACAGCUUAGUCAUGUUGUUCCCAAGAGUUAUCCUACUCGUUCUUCAUUUGUUUCUUCUGCUUCCAAGAAUGCUACAUCUUCUACCAAAAUCACAAAGCCCCGGACAUGGCAUCGAACUGAUAAUUCUUCUGCCUAUCCUUUAUCAGGAAACAAACCUUCCUUAAGUGCCAAUCCUAUGCGAAGGCAGAUGCCGACUUACAUUCGUAAAGGUAACAGUCUUGUUAGAAAACCUACACCAGUCCCUGCUCCUCCCCUGGGUUCUCAUUCUUUGAGUUCAUCGGUUUACCGGCUUAAGUCUGGGAUAGUGGAUGAAAUGAAGAAGGGUACAGGACCAAACAAUAGAGCUGAUGCUGUUGACUUGAGAACAGCAGGUGCAAAUACCAUUUUUGAGAGGCCCACAACACCCCCAUUAUCGAGUGUCACCAAAGUACCAAAGCAUAUUUCUAAUUCAUCAGGAGAGUGUACAUCUUCCCCUUUAGCAGAGCCUUCUGCUAGUGAUUUCAAUGAAACUACAACAAAUCAUCCAAGUUCUAUGGAAAUAAAUGAUGAGCUCAAAUCCCCAGAGGAUGGACCGAAGACUUUAGAAACACUAAACAGAAAUGGUUCAGCUAACAAUUUGGAAGUCUUGAAUGAGCAAAAUGAAAGUGGCUUGGUUCCUUCAAAUGAAAAGAGGGUGACAUAUGUAAAGCCUAAAUCAAAUCAAUUGGUUGCAACUUCAGAUUCUGAUCACACCUCUAUCGUUGAUGUUGAUAAGAACCAAUCCCUUUCUGCUUCCUCUGAUGGCUAUUACAAGAAAAGAAAAAAUCAGCUAAUUAGGACUGCCCUUGAGAGUCAUAUGAAGCAGGCAGUUACCUCGUCUGAUGACAUCUCCAACUCAGUGAGAGAAAUAGCUGCUAAGGUUAUUUCCAGUAGAACUUUUGGUAAGAGAAGAUCCAAUAAAGUUGUAGCAAAGACCCAUAAACCUUCCAAAUUCUCUCUGGUCUGGACUCCACAUAGUGCAAGGUUAUCAAAUAAUGAUGGGAGUUCACUAUGUUACCCGAAGGUCCGCCCGCAACUGUUUCCCUGGAAAAGAAUGGCACACAAGAGAAGCUUUAAGUUGAACUCAGUUUCUUCCUACAGUAGUUCUUUAUCUACAAUUGGAAGGAAAAUGCUGCUAUUGAGAAAGAGAAAUACUGUUUAUACACGGUCAAUUAAUGGAUUUUCAAUUCACAAAUCAAAGGUGUUAAGCGUUGGUGGUUCUAGUUUGAAAUGGUCAAAAUCUAUUGAAAGGCAUUCAAGGAAAGCUAAUGAGGAAGCUACUCUAGCAGUUGCUGAAGCUGAAAGAAAGAAAAGAGAACAAAAUGGCAAUGUUUCUAGGACAGGCAAAAAAGGUCUCUCUUGCCACAAGGUUCAUGGUACAGAAGUUCGGCGAGGCGAACGAAUAUUCCGCAUUGGUUCAGUGCGCUACAAAAUGGAUUCUUCUAGGCGUUCCCUUCAGAGGAUAUCAGAUGAUGCGUCGUCAUGCUCUGCUAGUCAGCAAUCAGAAAACAGUACCAAAAAGUCUUAUGUCCCAAGGAGACUAGUCAUCGGGAAUGAUGAGUAUGUUCGAAUUGGCAAUGGCAACCAGCUUGUUAGAGAUCCAAAGAAGCGUACUCGUGUUUUGGCAAGUGAGAAAGUUCGUUGGAGUUUGCACACUGCAAGGUUACGGUUGGUUAAAAAGCGCAAGUACUGUCAAUUUUUCACAAGGUUUGGGAAAUGCAACAAAGAUGAUGGAAAGUGUCCCUAUAUUCACGAUCCCUCCAAAAUUUCUGUAUGCACAAAAUUUCUCAAGGGUCUAUGUUCAAAUCCCAACUGCAAAUUGACUCAUAAGGUCAUUCCAGAACGAAUGCCUGAUUGUUCAUAUUUCCUGCAAGGUUUGUGCACAAACGAAAAUUGUCCUUAUAGACACGUGCAUGUGAAUCCAAAUGCCUCCACUUGCGAAGGAUUUCUUAGGGGCUAUUGUGCUGACGGUAAUGAGGUAGUGCCUUAUCAUCUUGGAAAUGCUAUUUUGUGCCGGAAGAAGCACAGCUAUGUCUGUCCGAAUUUUGAAGCAACAGGGUCCUGCCCCCUAGGAUCUACAUGCAAGCUUCACCACCCCAAAAACCGAAGUAAGGCAAAGAAAAGCAAAAGGUCAAUGGAACACAAUACUGCUCGUGGGCGUUAUUUUGGUAUCGACAUUUCAGAACCGAAAAGAAUGGGAUUGGAAAGACAACAGGAGGUACUAGAGGAAGACAACAUUUGCUUUGAUGGGAAAUUCUCUGAUUACAUUAGCCUGGGUGUUAGCGAAGAUGAAGUGGGGGGACUUCAUCAAGCGAAUUGUGACGAAACAAGCUUUGGUGACAAUGAUUCGACUGUUUUACAAUCUGAAGAUUUGGAUGAGUUAAUCAAACCCAUUCGUAUAAUGAGUGAGUGUAAAAUAACAGAAUCAUUUCUGGUUACUGAAUCUUCAAGUGGUAAGCAUUUAGCCAUCCAAUAGAGGAAUUGAAAAUGUUGUAUAGAGAGAGCGAGCAACCUUUUUAUGUAUUUUUAGCUUUCUGAGAAAUAUUUAGCAUCCAUCCAUAGGCUUUCUUUUUUCUCUUUUGUUUAAAAUUUGCAUUUUUACAGCAUAGUAUAUGUUGUCAUGUGUACCUUGUAACAAAACAGAAAUGUAGAAAUAAAAAAUGACGAAUUGGAGUUGAGCAAUA
This is a messenger RNA of Gossypium arboreum, 6848 nucleotides long. RefSeq lists its product as uncharacterized. The coding region runs from base 122 to 6640 and encodes 2172 amino acids. Lineage: Eukaryota; Viridiplantae; Streptophyta; Magnoliopsida; Malvales; Malvaceae. The transcript is spliced from 10 exons. Gene Ontology annotation, cellular component: nucleus. The record is from RefSeq and is a predicted model, not a curated record. Gene Ontology annotation, molecular function: metal ion binding.